Molecule: messenger RNA, 1611 nt
Organism: Panicum virgatum (switchgrass)
Lineage: Eukaryota; Viridiplantae; Streptophyta; Magnoliopsida; Poales; Poaceae
Product: translation initiation factor IF3-4, chloroplastic-like
Exons: 9
Coding region: 95-1096 (333 amino acids)
Biological process (GO): translational initiation; ribosome disassembly
Molecular function (GO): translation initiation factor activity; ribosome binding
Source: RefSeq, a predicted model, not a curated record
CCACUCCUUUCCUUCGCUUCUCGCGGCAAAAGCCCUCGGAGCAGAUAAGGCCGCCGUGCCCGCGGCCACCCGCCCCCGACCACCGCCGUCGGCCAUGGUCGGCGUCGCCUUCGCUCCGGCAGUGUCCCGAGCACCUUACAGGCCCGGCGCCGUAUCCAACGCAUCGGGCCCCUCCUCCUCGGCGCGGUUCCCGGCCAGGCCGUGGGCGCGGGUGCCGGCGCCGGCGAGGCUCGUCGUGGUCGCGCGGUACUCGUCCUCGUACGAGAGCGACGGGGAGGAGGAUGAGGAGGCGCUCGGAGGCGGCGGGUGGGGAAGGAGGGACCGCGGGCCCGACCCCGACUCCGACCCCGCCCUUGACAUUGAACGAAUCGAGUCCUCGACUGUAAGGCUCCUGGAUGAACAGAAAAGAAUGGUAAUCAAUGCUCAUAUCUCAUUCUGCAGCUUCACUGAUUUUCGAUUUAAUUAUCUGUUCAUUUGGCCGUUCCACUUCAUUCUUCUCCUACAGGUUGGCGUGGUAUCUGUAAACGAGGCAGUUCAAAUUGCAGACGACAAUGACCUUAUACUGGCAAUAUUAUCAUUAGAUGGAGAUCCCCCAGUACUUCGACUCUUUGAGGAGAGAGAUUACAAAAAGCACAGGUAUGAACAGCAGAAGAAGAAAAAGAUUCAGCAGAAAAGAUCUGUUGCAAAACGCAUGGGCUUGAAGGAGUUGAAAAUGGGAUACAACAUUGAUGUCCAUGAUUACAGUGUGAGGCUUAAAGCUGCAAGAAAGUUUCUUAAAGCUGGAGACAAGGUUAAGAUAAUUGUGAACUUGAAAGGACGGGAAAACUUGUAUAAAAAAGAAGCUAUUGAACUCCUGAGAAGAUUCCAAAAUGAUGUUGGUGAGCUAGCGACGGAAGAAAGUAAAAAUUUUGUAGAGAGGAAUAUAUAUGUGGUUCUUGUUCCCAAUAAGAUAGCUAUACAGAAAGAGCAGGAUGAGUUGAACAGAAAGGAUACUGCAAAAGAAGAGAAAGACCAAUCAGACAGUGAUGAUGGACUUCUGACAGAGCAACUGGAGGAAAGUAAGGAGCCUGAGGCAGAACUCUCAGCAAAUGUUUGAUUGAACUGUAAAGGCCAAGGACGCUUGCUCAAAUUGAACAAGUAUCAUGCAGGUACAGCUGCUGUAUUGGUGUAGUUCUUGUAAAUACAAGGCUGGUGCCGUUGUACAACAAUUAUAUCUGUUCAAGCAUUUGCCUAGGCGAUCUGACAGGAUAAAGGCUUGAUGAUGUCCAUAAAGAACCUGGAGGAGCCUGCCACCAUCUCAGAUCUGGAGGAUGACACUAGUCACUUUGCUUCGAACAAUUAAAUAAUUAAAGUGACACCAGUAGUGAUAAUAGAAGCAUUUUACUAUGAAAAUCAUCCAGGACGGUGUGCUUGGCACAUAAUUUUGUUUUUGCCUUGUCAUUCCGGAUCGUCGUUGUAGAGAAGAGUGUGUAUCUAUUUGACAACUACUUACUAUCACGAGUUACAGACCUUGGGCUGUAAGAGUCUAGGAAUGAUUUGUCCAGGACGGUGUGCUUGGCACAUGAUUUUGAUUUUGCCUCGUCAUUUCCAGUCAUUGUUUGUUGCAGAGAA